CCCCGGCAUAAGUAUUAUUAUAUGAACAAAUACACACAACAAGCUUCACAUGAAGAAGUGCGCAUUCCGAGCAGCGGGCUGCCAACCGGCCGGAGCGGAGGAAGCUGGUGCAAGCAGAUUCUGCUGUAUAGUCGGCGACCGCUGCCGAUCAAGACAUGGGGAAUGGGAUCGUGGCAGCGUGUGCUUUUCGUUAUGCCUUACCUUGUCAGCAUGUGCAAUAUCGUCUCGCUGUCCCGCCUUAGCAAUCUACUACCGCGAAUCAUGCACAGGGUCUUCUUUCCUGGGACGAGGUACUUUGCUGACUACACCAUGGCUCUGUUUAAUACAUCGGUAUGACUUUUACAACGCUACUAGCGUAAUGGACUUCACAAAAGGAAGUAUGCGUCCUUCUCCAGAUGUUGUACCAAGUCCUGCCUUUGAGUGGCAACAAUACAUGACUGGUAAACGCAUUAACCGAAAACUCUACCCGCACUGGUCCACUGCAGAAUUUUGUAUGUUUCCAAAUAUGUACAGUCGCCGUUACAAGUCACGCAGGAUGAUGCAAGUUGUUGAAAACUCAUACAUGCCCAACAUUAAUUACUGGCAUCUCAUGUGGUACAAGUUCAUGCUCGUUGUAGCCUUCGAGCAACUGGCUGUGCUGCUGGGCAUCAUCGCGCAUAUGCUGUUGGACACGUGUGAGGAGAAGGUGCGCAACUCCUUGGAUGUCGAGAAUCUGAUCAAGGCCUCACGCGUCAACUUGGAAGAAGAGAAGAAGCUCAACUAAAUACAAUUUCAUAUUACUAGUUAUGUUUUAAUUAAAUAUAUUUGAACUCAUGUACUUACAACU
Messenger RNA from Hyposmocoma kahamanoa, 826 nucleotides. RefSeq lists its product as uncharacterized. NCBI's taxonomy places the organism in Eukaryota, Metazoa, Arthropoda, Insecta, Lepidoptera, Cosmopterigidae. The transcript has 6 exons. Bases 50 to 763 code for a protein of 237 amino acids. The record is from RefSeq and is a predicted model, not a curated record.